This is a messenger RNA of Dujonia railenensis, 4743 nucleotides long. The record is from the annotation of a GenBank genome assembly. NCBI's taxonomy places the organism in Eukaryota, Fungi, Ascomycota, Pichiomycetes, Serinales, Debaryomycetaceae.
AUGGGAGCCAAACUCUCGUUGUUAGCACCUUCCGCACCAACGAUUGCGAUAUCGUCAUAUAUCGAUAUUUUGAACUCCAUACAGUAUAUAGAAGUCGUAAACAAUUCAAGAUUCCUCAAGACGAUAAAGGCUAUUGACCAAAAAAGUGGAUGUCUUAUUGUAAUCAAGAUUCUAAUUAAGCCAUCAAACGCUAGUUAUACUUUAAAUCUACAGGAUGUCACCGAACUUAUAGUGAAGGAAUCGUCUUUGUUGGCGGCAGCGUCCACAGAUUCGAAGAAGUUGAGUAACGUUCUUCCAUGGUCAAACAUAAUUGAAACAGAUCGAGCUGGUUACUUGAUUAGACAACAUUGUAAAACUAACUUGUACGAUCGCUUAUCUAUUAGACCAUUUUUACAGCCUAUAGAGAAGUUGUUUCUCAUGUAUCAAAUGCUAAAAACUAUCGACGAAUUGCACCAGCUUAAGAUACAUCAUGGAGAUUUGAGGUUGGAGAAUUUCCUAGUUACGUCGUGGAACUGGCUCAUGCUUACGGAUUUUGCAUCUUAUAUCAAGCCCACAUACAUACCUGAGGACAACCCGAAUCAGUUCUCCUUUUUCUUUGAUAGCUCAGAUCGUAGAGUGUGCUACUUGGCCCCGGAAAGAUUCUACAACUCUUCCACCACCAAAGCUUCUAAACUUAUAAAUAAUUACGAUGAGGAAGGAAAAUUCGUUGGAAAGGAUACCGUUACCAACGCAAUGGAUUACUUCAGUUUGGGGUGUGUAAUUGCAGAGCUUUUCUUGGAAGGUGACGCCAUUUUCACUUUGUCUUCGUUGUUUAAGUAUAUCAAGGGAGAGUAUAUUCCUGAUUUAUCUAGGAUACAACCACCUGGCGUAAGAGAAAUAAUAACAAAGUUGAUAAGUAUAGAUCCAAAGGACAGACCUUCGAGCUGCCAUUCAAUUCUUGAAGAUUACAAAGGCACCUUAUUCCCUGACUUCUUUGAUGGAUUCUUGUAUGAUUUCAUGGCAGAAAUAAACAGUAAUGAAUUGUUUAUUGUGCCGACGGGAAACGAUAACAUAAGCCCAAGCGAUUUAAAGAUCGAUUUCAUCUAUGCAAAUUUUGACAAAAUAUCUAAGAAUCUCAACUAUCAAUACAAAGAAGACGUGGGAGUUGAUGGCAACGAUGAAGAGAUAUUACCAUUGAGACUAAGCCUACCGGGAAUGCCUCCCCAUUAUAAAAUAAAGUCUACCGAAGAGUUAGGCAACACUCAAGGUGAUGAAUCUUCCUUGAUAAUUAUUAACGUGGUGUAUUCACUUAUCAAAUCUUUGAAACGCCCGUCAUCGAAAUUGAAAGCAUGUGAGCUUAUUCUCGCUCUUUCUGAGAGAAUUAAUGAUGAAUGCAAAUUGGACCGAUCACUUCCAUACUUAUGUUUUCUUUUAGACGAAUACCUCGAAACAUCAUCUACUAACAAUUUCGCAUCUAUUUCAGUAGAGAGCACUGAAAAUUCUGGAGUAGUAUACUCUGAAGGUGCCUCGUCCAAUAUUGCUGCAUUUGCACUCAAGUCCAUUUCAACUCUCCUACUUUCAUGUUCGUCAAUUACUCCAUUGAAUGCUCUUAUCUUCCCGCAGUAUCUUAUUCCGAAGUUGACAGCCCUAUUGAAAUCUCCUCAUAUGCACAAAGAAGAAAAAAUAUUUAUCAAGAUAGCGAUCGCCCACUGUUUACCUUGCCUUGCAAACUGUGCUAAAAAGUUUUGGCUCUUAUCUAAGGAUUUCAAAAACAAUUCAAUGAGUCCCACUGCAUUGGAGAAUCCUUCACAAGACGAUGAGUACAACACGUUUAAUAUGUCAAGAGAUCGAUUAGAUUCUGAUUUUGAAAUUUUGACUCUGACAAUAUUAAGUGAUUCUAAUUCGUUAGUCAAGUUAAAUCUAAUCCUGAAUAUACUUCCACUUUGUCAAUUUUUUGGCAUUGAGAAAACAAACAACUUAAUCCUACCACACAUUUUGACGUUUUUGAAUGAUUCAGAUACAAAACUAAGAUUGGCUUUUUUAGAUUGUUUGCUAACCUUGGGACCCAUUAUUGGUGUACUCUCUUUUGAACAAUACUUACUCCCUCUCUUAAUUCAAACCCUUUGUGACCUGGAGCUUUUCGUCAUUUUAAAAGUAUUGGAGAUCUUCAAUAAAGUCAUUAAAGAUAAAUUGAUCAAUCCAAAAUCGGAAUUUAAUGCCCUUAGUGUUUAUAACGAAAUCUUAACUAAUUGUUUGCACUUGGUUUUGCACCCAAAUGAAUGGGUUAGACAGUCUGUCUUAAAUAUCAUAUUAUCUGUUAGCGAUAACUUAUCAAAUGCUGAUAGAUAUUGCUUUUUGUUUCCUUUGAUUAAGACUUACUUAUCGUAUGACAUUGCUAGAUUUGACUGGAAUGUAUUAUACCCAUGUUUGACGCGGCCAGUAACGAAGCCUGUCUUUGAUUUAGCUGUUACAUGGUCAUUGAAUGCUACAAAUAAGUCAUUGUUCUGGCUGCUAUCUGCUAGCAAAGAAAUAAACUUGGCACACAAUCUCAAAAAUGCUAAUAGUAGCUACUUGCAUGCUACCAGUUUAGGUAUGUCAGUCUAUGCUCCUCUGGCGGACGUUGUUUUCAAAAAUUCAAAUGGUAAAAACUCAACUGUUCCAUUAUCUCCCGAAGACAAACAGUGGCUAUUCAAAUUAAAAUCGGUUGGUUUGGAACACAAGGAUCUUUGGAAGAUAUUUAUGUUGAGAAAUUUCAUUUAUACAUACAGCAAGAAGAGAUCAGUAGCAUCUAACUUGGCUCAAGGAAGCAAAUUCGAAUUAAUUAACCAUGCGGAUCUUAUCCCAAGAAAUAUUUUCUUUGAAUUGUGUUACAAAUCUGAGCCGAUUGCAAAAACAAGUACUUCUGAAACAAAGUACUAUCCAACUAGUGGAAAAGAUGAAAGUGAUAUUUCAAAUAAUGGCAAUGAUCAUAUAUUGGCUAACAGUGGAGAAGUUGUUGGCCGCCGUGAAUCUAAUAGUUUAGUCUUACCAAAUUUUGGUCGAGUGAAGGCUUCAGUUCAAACUGUUCAGGCAAAUGUAUUCGGAGAAUUGGAAUCAAGUAGUCACGAGGCUACUGGACUCGGUAAUCACCUGCACCAUCACCAUGUUCACUCUACAAAAGAUGUCAAUUCAACGCAUAAAGUAUUCAGCGUAAACAACCAUAAUGUCAUAACUGCUAAUAUGAGACACAGUUAUACUGGCAAUAAUCCAUUUAUGUUGAAUUAUUUGAAUUCAAUUGAGUUUAAACCAUCAUUCAAGAGUUUUUCAGAGUUUGGUCCAAUUAUUCGAAAAAAGAGAGGAUCUGUUUCAAAAAGGACAUCGGAGGGUGGAGAUCCUUUCGAAGAGCACACCAAUAUAUUGAAAGGAACAUGUAUCUCACAAAUCAAUACCAAUACCACCAUUGAUAUUGACAGCAUUAAUGCCUUAGCCAUUUGUGAUAGUUCUGAAUUUUUUGUUACCGGAUCAGAUUCAGGUUUAUUAAGAAUCUGGGACAUUACUAAACUUGAAAGGAAUACGAUGGCCAAAAGUGCCAACUUGAUACUUAAUUUAGAUUCAUCGAUUACUUGCAUCAAAUUUAUCCCUAAGAGGUACGCUUUUGCAGUAAGUACAGAAGACGGGUUCGUCAGAAUAUAUAAAGUUGAAGUGUCAAGAGGUAACUCAAAGAACCAAUCUCAAAGCAACAAAAUUUUGAAAUAUACAAAAUGUGUCCUAAUCAGAGAAUUUCAGUUGAAUGUAUCAGAAUCAGGUUAUUGUUUGUCAUUAGACUAUAUGAUAAAUGAUAAUAAUGCUGUACUAAUUGGAGUUACAUCGCUGUCAAAGAUAGUUGGAUUUGAUAUUUUGAAAAUGGAGAAGGUUUUGGACUUGCAGAACUCAUUAUUUUUAGGAAUUCCAUCCACAUUUAUAGUGGACCUGACUUAUUGCUGGCUUCUUUUAGGUACAAACAAGGGCAAUCUUUGUCUUUGGGAUUUAAGAUUUGAGAUGUUAUUAAGGUCUUGGAGCGUGAAUACCGGAAGGGACGACAUUGAAGGCGGCGAAGGUAUUUCUAAGGUGCUGAGCCCAAUUAAAAAACUUGUAGGAAUAGUUGGAAAUAAUAUUAAAAAGCAACAUUCUCAUCUUCAAAAGGAUCUGAAAUCUGAUAAUAAUGCUACCUUCACAGCUUUUGCCAUGAUUGGCGGGACUGGAAACUCGGACGUGUCCGUGUGGGAUAUUCCCUCAUUUACUUGCAGGCAAGUUUUUAGUUCUCAGACUCCGAACCCUAGAGUGAAGCUUUACAAUUUAGAGCAAACCGAUGUUAGCAUAGACACAGAAAUCAGCAAACUAGUCCUAGACGUUGACUUGGACUUUGACUUGAACGUGCGGCAUGUAGACCCAAGCAUGACAUACCUUGGGGCUGUUCAUAUGGGUACCAGUGAGGAAGAACUUUUGGUUACUGCCACGGCUGACAAGAGAAUUAUAGUAUGGGAUAUUCAGGACCCGGAGAAGUCAAUGUCGCUCAACCUGGAGGAUGAAAGUGUACAUUUUACAAAUAACAUAGUUAAUCUGUCAUUGAGCUUAAUUAACGAGAGGUUCUUCAAACGAGACGCACUCUCGCUGGCUACAAACACUACUACACCAGAGGUCAUCCCUAGACACCAAGAUGUCAUUACUGGUAUUGAGUUAUGUCAGGCUCCAACCAGAUUGUUGAUCCUGACAGAUAGAAAUGGCUUCAUUCAUUUGUACCAGUAG